This is a messenger RNA of Fusarium pseudograminearum CS3096, 276 nucleotides long. RefSeq lists its product as uncharacterized. The transcript is spliced from 2 exons. The record is from RefSeq and is a predicted model, not a curated record. Bases 1 to 276 code for a protein of 91 amino acids. NCBI's taxonomy places the organism in Eukaryota, Fungi, Ascomycota, Sordariomycetes, Hypocreales, Nectriaceae.
AUGGAGUCUGCCAACUCGUCUGCUCAGACGGUCGAGGGGAGCGUUCAGAAGCACAACUUUAGACCCGAACCUCGGAGUAUAAUGCUUGGUGCCCAAAUCUACGACAUCUCUUCCGUCCAGGAGCGACUCCUUCGUGGAGCUGCAGCGGCCGCCAACGCAUCAGAAACAGUUGAUGGCACUACUGCCAGAAGUACCAGGCUCAAUGUUUUGAAGAAUCAGAUCAUUGAUCUUGACUUGAUCCUGGGGAUUUCUUCUCGCAUUCCCAGCCGAUUGUAA